GUUCGAUUUUCCAGACGUGAAUUCCGAACUAGCUGCAUGCGCAUAUUUAUUGAUAUUAAUUCACAAGCCAAUCCCUCCAUACUAUCUCUGUAAUUGUAUGCACUAGAUUUCCUCAUCAUGCCGGCCACCUUGAAAGAAUUCGAGUCCGUCUUCCCUCAGCUGGUCAAGGAUGUGGAGGCGCAUUGCGAAAAGUACAAGCUGCCCGACCAGGCCUUGACAUGGUUCAGCAAGUCUCUCUACCACAACACUCUCGGCGGGAAAUGCAACCGCGGUCUCUCCGUCAUCGACACCGUCCAGCUCAUCCUCGACCGCCCCCUCAAUGAAGAUGAAUUCUUCAAGACCGCGACACUCGGCUGGAUGAUCGAGCUGCUGCAGGCCUUCUUCCUGGUCAGCGACGACAUCAUGGACAGCAGCAAAACCCGGCGCGGCUCGCCCUGCUGGUACCUGAUGCCCAACGUCGGCAUGAUCGCCAUCAACGACGCCUUCCUGCUCGAGGCCGCCAUCUACAUCCUCCUGAAGAAGUACUUCCGCCAGGAGAAAUACUACAUCGACGUCGUCGAGCUCUUCCAGGAGGUCACCUUCCAGACCGAGCUGGGCCAGACCUGCGACCUGCUCACCGCGCCCGAGGACCACGUCGACCUGGACAACUUCAGCCUGGAGAAAUACACCUUCAUCGUCAUCUACAAGACCGCGUACUACAGCUUCUACCUGCCCGUCGCGCUCGCGCUCUACUUCGCCGGCCUCGCCACCGAGAAGAACCUGAAGCAAGCCGAGGACAUCCUGAUCCCCAUGGGCGAGUACUUCCAGGUCCAGGACGACUACCUAGACAACUUCGCCGACCCGACCGUCCUCGGCAAGAUCGGCACAGACAUCCAGGACAACAAGUGCAGCUGGCUGGUCAACCAAGCCCUCAAGAUCGCGACGCCGGAGCAGCGCCAGGUGCUGGAGCAAAACUACGGACAGAAGGACAAGCAGAAGGAGGCGAAGAUCAAGGAGUUGUACAACGAGCUCAAGCUCGAUGAGGUCUUCGCAAAGUACGAGGCGGAGGUUUUCGAGUCGAUCAAGGGCAAGAUCGCCCAGGUCGACGAGAGCGAGGGAUUGAAGAAGGCGGUCUUUGAGGAGUUUUUGCGCAAGAUCUACAAGCGUAGCAAAUAGAUGGAGGGCAUGUGUAUGUAAAUAGAAGAAUAACUUUCGGCGCAAAUUCGGCCAAUGAAUCAUCUCAGCGAUUUCGACUAGAAAUCACGUGGCGCAACUCGGUGCCAGCUGUUUACGUGGAACUCGACGCCGAGAUGCUCGAAGAUAGUAGGCACGAGCAUGCAUUCCACAAAGAGGCAGGAGGAAGAUCAGCAGUAGCAGCAGCCACAGUCAAAUUCCGAAUCAGGUGCAUUCCAUCUCCAGCUGAGGGCUCCUUUUUUCUGACCAUCACUUGACAAGCGAGCCGACUUCACGUCCACACAGACCAAAGGCGAAGAGCACAAAUAAUAUUGAAAGAAUUACUUUUUAUUUUGCUGGAG
Molecule: messenger RNA, 1514 nt
Organism: Dissoconium aciculare CBS 342.82
Lineage: Eukaryota; Fungi; Ascomycota; Dothideomycetes; Mycosphaerellales; Dissoconiaceae
Product: ERG20 farnesyl diphosphate synthase
Exons: 2
Coding region: 118-1155 (345 amino acids)
Biological process (GO): trans, trans-farnesyl diphosphate biosynthetic process
Cellular component (GO): cytoplasm
Molecular function (GO): dimethylallyltranstransferase activity; (2E,6E)-farnesyl diphosphate synthase activity
Source: RefSeq, a predicted model, not a curated record